GCUUCGCUUAGAAAUUACGAGAAACGGCGUGCUGCGUGUGUUAUCAAAUCUCCUCUCUUCUUUAGUCGACGCAUACUUUCCUAAUUUCUUCCUUUUAUUUUUUUAUUUAAAUAACCCAACUUCAGAACAUCAUGAAUUGUUAAUUAUACCCUCAAUUUUCCCCCCUUUUACAAACCCUAACCCUCAAUUCUUCUUCCUUUAUAAAUUCCGCCUUCUCCAAUUUUCUCAUCUACUUCCACUUUCUCUCUCCUCUUUUCUAAGUAUCCUUUGUUUCCGCCAUUGUUGGGUUUUUUUUUUUGCUUCAAUUUGAGCAAUAAUCCAGAAGAAUAGCUAGAUUUCUGCAAAAAAACAACAAUUGGAAGAUUAAAUUGGUUGUGAAUGGUGGAAAUCUUAAGUAAAAAUUACAUGCGAUCUUCCCCCUUCCUCUUUACAAGGGGGAUCUUCGUUCAUUCAUUGUCAUCUUCUUCCGCUUUCGCUUUCGGUUCUUGCAUGGAAGGCUGGUACUACCGCUGCCUCGGCCUUGACCCUUAAAUAUUCUACAUUGUUUCAAUUUUCCAGAAAAAUUUUCUGGGUUAUUAUUUUUACAAUUCAAUCAUUCGAUCUGGAAAUUUUGAAUUAUUGUUUUUGAUUUUCGGGAAGAAAUUUUGUGUUUUUUUGGGGUUACAAAUCAAUUCUUCGAUCUGAGAAUUUUGAAUUAUUAUUUGGAGAAAAAAAAAUCGGAAAAAUAUGUUGCUAAGCAAGCAAAAAAAGGCAAAGGGAAACAGGGUGUUGAUUACGGUGAAUGUUCUAGGAAGUGCUGGACCUUUAAGAUUUGUCGUGAAUGAAGGCGAGCUUGUUGCUGCUGUUAUUGAUAUGGCGUUGAAAUCUUAUGCUCGUGAAGGUCGUCUUCCUGUUCUUGGUUCUAAUCUUAAUGAUUUCCUCCUUCAUUGCCCUUCUGCUGGAUCUGAUGCUUUAAGUCCACUUGAGACAAUUGGAGCUCAUGGUACCCGGAAUUUUCUUCUGUGCAAGAAGCCACAGCCCGAGAAAACUGCAAAUGUUGAGGUCGGUGCUGAGUCUGCUUCCAAUAUAACAAGAAGGGGAAACGGAAGCUGGAAGUCAUGGAUCAAUAAGACCAUUAUUCUUAAAAUUGCAUCGCAUUGAAGAUGGAAUUAUUCGUCUCUGAGAUUACAUUACCUCUGUGUUCAGAGAUUUCAUUAUCCCCGUUGCUUAUGAUUAUCAAACUCUUUUCAUAAGUUGAAUAGCUAGGGAAACGAUUUAUAUAUAUUUGUUUACUUAAAAAGCUAUAGAUUGGUUUCAUGUUUUGUUUCUUCUUCUUUUUUUCAAGUCAUAUGAACUUAUAGAGUUUCUCCUGUCCCUAUUGUGAUCUUUGAGAAUUCAAUAAAGUUGUUUCCUAUACAGUUUCUCUUAA
This is a messenger RNA of Chenopodium quinoa (quinoa), 1408 nucleotides long. RefSeq lists its product as uncharacterized. Bases 727 to 1140 code for a protein of 137 amino acids. The record is from RefSeq and is a predicted model, not a curated record. The transcript is spliced from 2 exons. Lineage: Eukaryota; Viridiplantae; Streptophyta; Magnoliopsida; Caryophyllales; Amaranthaceae.